This is a messenger RNA of Cutaneotrichosporon oleaginosum, 1754 nucleotides long. RefSeq lists its product as uncharacterized. Gene Ontology annotation, biological process: protein folding in endoplasmic reticulum. The record is from RefSeq and is a predicted model, not a curated record. Gene Ontology annotation, cellular component: endoplasmic reticulum. Gene Ontology annotation, molecular function: protein-folding chaperone binding; misfolded protein binding. NCBI's taxonomy places the organism in Eukaryota, Fungi, Basidiomycota, Tremellomycetes, Trichosporonales, Trichosporonaceae.
UCCGUUUCCAUCUUGCAGACAACCUCGCACACCCUCUCCCCCAUCGCGCGUUUUCCUCACAACAUACCGCCAUGCGGGUCGGAGCUCUCACCCUCUCCAUUCUCGCCCUCGUGGCGCCAGCCCUGGCCGACGCGUCAGGCCGCACCGCAUCGGAAGCCGCGGCGGAGGGCAACACCCUCCUCGCGCAAGGCGCGUACGCCGACGCAGCCCGCGCGUACUCUGAAGCGAUCGCCUCGGACCCCUCGUACGCAAACUACUACAAGCGCGCGACAGCCUACCUCUCGCUGGGGCGGCACGCCUCCGCGCUCGCAGACUUUGACGCGAUCCUGUCGCUGAACCCCGAGUUCGCGCAAGCCCAUUUCCAAAAGGCCAAGAUCUACGCACAAGACGGCGCGUUCGACGCCGCGGCACGCGAGCUCGCGCUCUUCCACAAGAGCAAGCGGGACGACGCGAGCGCCGAGCUCGCGCACGCGGUCGCGGGCGCCCUCGCGGCGUCGAAAGCGGCCGAAGCGGACGCGGCGCGGCAGAAAUGGGACGCGUGCGUGGAUCACGCGACGCAGGCGCUCAAAGUCGCCCCGAAUAGCGGCGCGCUCCGCGCGCUGCGCGCGCGCUGCGAAACGGCGCGCGGGCACGUCGACGGCGCAUACGCCGACCUCAGCCGCCUCGCGGCGCUCGACCCUGCUUCGCAGGAGCUGCGGGUGCGGCUCGCGCACCUCGCCUUCGUCUUCCUCGAGCCCGCGACGGCUGUUGCCGAGCUCAAAAAGUGUCUGCUGUACGACCCCGACUCGCGCGCGUGCCGCACCCUGCACAAGCGCAUGCGCGGGUUCGAGCGCGAUCUCGCGAAGGCGCGCAACUUUUCCACUGGGAAGGCGGGGGACGCGCGGCGCGCGAUCGCGCUGCUCCGCGGUGAAGAGGGGUUGGUUGCGCGCUUCGAGCGCAUGCUCGACGAGGCGGAGGCGGCGGGGGCCGUCCCGCCCCAGUUUGAUGCGCGGGCGCGCAGCACCACCCGCCUCGAAGUGUAUGCGCUCGGAUGCCGUGCGCUCGUCGAUGCGAGCGACUACGCGUCCAAGCUCGGAAGCUGGUGCGACACAGUGUUGGGUAUGGACGAGACGAACGAGGCCGCGCUGGUGUAUCGCGGCGAAAAGCUGCUCAAGGCCGAGAAGUGGGACGAAGCCGUCGCGGCGUUCCAAGCCGCGUUCGAAAAGUCGGGGCGGCGGUCGCAGGACAUCAUGGCGCGUCUGCAGAGGGCCGAGCGCCUCCUCAAGCUCAGCAAGCGCAAAGACUACUACAAGGUGCUCGGGGUGGGGCGGGACGCCGACGAGCGCGCGAUCAAAAAGGCCUUCCGCAAGGCCGCCAAGGUCAACCACCCCGACGUGGGGGGCAGCGAGGAGAAGAUGGCCGCGCUCAACGAGGCGUACGAGGUGCUGAGCGAUCCCGAGCUGCGGCAGCGGUACGAUAAUGGCGACGACCCGAACGACCCGUCUGGCGGACAGGGCGGAAAUCCGUUCGCGCACCAUGGAGGUGGAGGGAUGCCGUUCUUCUUCCAGCAGGCGUUCCAGGGUGGGUUCCCGGGUGGAGGCGGCGGCGGCGGCGGCGGCGGCGGGCAAAAGUUCCACUUCCAGUUCUAGCUGGUCCUAGGCCGCUGGUCUAAGGCCGCUGGUCGAAGGCCGCUGGUCAGCCACCGGAGAGCAGGAUAGACUGUAGAUUUCUUGUAGCCAUGUAUCUCGUACCCCCUUCUGUUGGGGACAGUUGGG